Molecule: messenger RNA, 16621 nt
Organism: Porites lobata
Lineage: Eukaryota; Metazoa; Cnidaria; Anthozoa; Scleractinia; Poritidae
Source: the annotation of a GenBank genome assembly
AAUACGUUUCCACUAUACUAUCUAGCCUCCCUCCACAUUUCCCCCGGCUUCCCCGCAGGCUUCUCAAUCCAGUGUCCCAAUGGAUCGGCUUGUAAUUUCAGACGGUAGUGCCAAAAAGGAUUCAAAAGACACCUGUCUUCAACAUCUGUUUCACAACAGUGUUUUAAGUUCCUUGCACUGCAUCGCACGCGAUGGGCUCCAACGAUGAUCUUCCGAUUGUGAACUUCGAAGCGCUGAGCCUCAAACAUGAACAAGUACCUGACCGUGAUGAUCCUACAGUAAAAGAAGUAGCCAGGCAGAUGGUGAAGCAUUUUAGUACUGUGGGAUUCGUUUAUAUUACCAACCAUGGCCUUACCCUAGAAAAGGUAUAACUUCUCUCUUUAUAUUUUCUGAGAACACAACAUAACUAGCGAUUUUGCAUUAAAAUAUACUUACACCCAAGUGGAAGCCGGGUGAGGGGAUCUAGAAGACCGAACACACCUCUUUGCAAUUAAUUUUACAACUGUUAAAACACGACGGAUAGAAAAAUGUUAAAACGUUUUGAUCGACGAGUUCUUAGUUUUGUAGAAAUGCUCGCCUCAAACUACCAAACCAAGAUCCUCUGCUAACAGAGAAAUAUUGAUGCGUCUCUUUGUGGGGUUUUCAUUUUCCAUCAUUUUCUAGAAAUGCCCGCCUCAAACGGCAAAACAAAGGCAUUCGUCAUUCAUUGGAGUGGUUUUACAGAUGAGUUAGGUUGCGUUUCCUUUCGAAAAAUCUGAAUACAGAUUUUGCGAUCAAAGAUUCGAUUUUCCGUUCCAGUACAACAACAACAACAACCACCACAUUGAGAUUGGUAUCGUUGAUAGUUGUGAUUUGUAUCGCUUUUUGUACUAUAAGCUAUAAAUCGUGACCAGAGACAGGUCGGUGAAAUACAGCCCUUUGUGGCCCAGUAACUUAUCUGAAUUAUACUCUUGACUAUGGCGCGCCGUUUGUUUCAAAAUUAUUUUUUUCAGUUGUACCAUUUCAUCGUCUCUUUCGUUAUGUUUUUUAUUUAGAGAUACUGUGGUAUGAACAUAUUCUCUGUCAGUUGUACGCAUCACUCUGUCGGUGGUAGCUGUACGGGCUACAAAUUGUCGGUUAUAAACGUUCAUUCUGUCGGUUGGACGCACUACUCUGUCGGUUACAAAUAUUUACUCUGUCGGUUGUAAACAUUUACUCUGACGGUUGUACUCUGAUAGUUGUGUUCAUAACUCUGUGGGUUAUGUACAUUACUUUAUCGGUUGUACGCACUACUCUGUUGGUUGUAACUCUGUCGGUUAUAAACAUUUACGCUUUACGUGGUCGGUUGUAGAGAUUUACUCUGUCGGUUGUACGCACUACUCUGUCGGUUGUACGCACUACUCUGUCGGUUGUAACCAUUUACUCUGUCGGUUGUAAACAUUUACUCUGUCAGUUGUAUGCACUACUCUGUCGAUUGUAUGCACUACUCUGUCAGUUGUAUACACUACUCUGUCGGUUGUACGCACUACUCUGUCGGUUGUAUGCACUUAACUCUGUCGGUUGUAAACAUUUACUCUGUCGGUUGUACGCACUACUCUGUCGGUUGUAUGCACUUAACUCUGUCGGUUGUAAACAUUUACUCUGUCGGUUGUACGCACUACUCUAUCGGUUGUAUGCACUACUCUGUCGGUUGUAUGCACUACUCUGUCGGUUGUAAACAUUUACUCUGUCGGUUGUACGCACUACUCUGUCGGUUGUACGCUCUACUCUGUCAGUUGUAUGGACUACUCUGUCGAUUGUAUGCACUACUCUGUCGGUUGUACGCACUACUCUGUCGGUUGUAACCAUUUACUCUGUCGGUUGUAAACAUUUACUCUGUCAGUUGUAAGCACUUCUCUGUCGGUUGUACGCACUACUCUGUCGGUUGUAUACUCACUACUCUGUCGGUUGUAUGCACUACUCUGUCGGUUGUAUGCACUUAACUCUGUCGAUUGUAAACAUUUACUCUGUCGGUUGUACGCACUACUCUGUCGGUUGUAUGCACUACUCUGUCGGUUGUAAACAUUUACGCUGUCGGUUGUACGCACUACCCUGUCAGUUGUAUGCACUACUCUGUCGAUUGUAUGCACUACUCUGUCGGUUGUACGCACUACUCUGUCGGUUGUAACCAUUUACUCUGUCGGUUGUAAACAUUUACUCUGUCAGUUGUAAGCACUUCUCUGUCGGUUGUACGCACUACUCUGUCGGUUGUAUACGCACUACUCUGUCGGUUGUAUGCACUACUCUGUCGGUUGUAUGCAGUACUCUGUCGGUUAUAAACAUUUACUCUGUCGGUUGUACGCACUACUCUGUCGGUUGUAUGCACUACUCUGUCGGUUGUAUGCACUACUCUGUCGGUUGUAUGCACUACUCUGUCGGUUGUAAACAUUUACUCUGUCGGUUGUACGCACUACCCUGUCAGUUGUAUGCACUACUCUGUCGAUUGUAUGCACUACUCUGUCGGUUGUACGCACUACUCUGUCGGUUGUAACCAUUUACUCUGUCGGUUGUAACCAUUUACUCUGUCGGUUGUAAACAUUUACUCUGUCAGUUGUAAGCACUUCUCUGUCGGUUGUACGCACUACUCUGUCAGUUGUAAGCAGUACUCUGUCAGUUGUAUGCUUUCAACUGGUUUUCCGUGGAAUAAAGAGCUAUUCCAAAUUAUGAAAGAGCACCCAGUGUUGAUCUAGACUACAUGAUCAUGCUCCGAUCACACUCCGAUAAGCUAUUGCUUUUAGCGAGUAAAUUUCCUCUAGCCAGGAGAUUUACUCAGACAACAAACGGCAGUGUAUGAGAGCCCCACCCACCUACCGCAUUGAGUCUCUUCCUUUUGUUUUAUUUUAUUUUUUUUUUUAUUCAAUAAAACACCCGCAAGAAAUAAAAUAGGUAUCUAGGACCUUCUGUAAAAUAACUUUACUAUGAAGGGCAUAUAAAAUCCCAUAUAGGGAAAAAAAAAGUGCUUCAGUUUGUAUCACCCUUAUCCUUUCAACAGGUUUUCCGUGGAAUAAAUAGCUAUCCCAAAUUAUGAAAGAGCACCCAGUGUUGAUCUAGACGUCAAGCAGUUAGAUCACACUCCGACAAACUAUUGUUAAUUCAGGAAGUAAAUUUCCUCUAGCCUGGAAAUUUACACAGACAACAAACGGGUAGUGUAUGAGAACCCCACCCACCUACCACACUGAGUGUUUUCCUUUUGUUUUUUUGUUUUUUUUUUAAUAAAACACCUUCUGGAAAAUAACUUUACUAUGAAAGGAUGUUAAGGCAUGUAACAUCACAUAUGUGACAAAAUACCACUGUUUGUAUCACCCUUAUCCCGUUGUUUUUCGUGGAAUAAAGAGCUAUACGAAAUGAUGAAAGAGCCUCUACUGUUGAUCUUGUAGAAGUCAAGCAGUUAGAUGAUCACACUCUAAUAAUUAGCCAGUAAAUUUACUCACACUCGAUCAAAUGCCUGGAAAACACAGACAAAAAAGGGUGGUGUAUGAGAACCCCACCAAUCCACCACCCUCAGUGUUUUGUUGAGGUGUUUUUUUAAAUCAAACAGGCACACAAAAUCAUUUUGGUAUUUGCAGCUUUCUGAAAAAUUAAGUCAAUACAAGAGAGAAUGGGCUACUAUUAGAUAAUUUUCGCUUGGUUAAUACAAAAGGAUGUUAAGGCAAGUAGAACGUCGCUCAAAUAACAAAACCCAAUAUUUAAAGGAGUUAUGUUUUGAUAACUGAUUUGACAUAUAAAUAGCCAACCGGAAAUUUACCCAGAACAAAAGGGUACAGCAAAACCCCGCUGAUCGACCACCUUGAAUAUUUGUUAUCAUAUUUAGGGACGGACCAUUAGAAAACUUAUGGGGGGGCGGGCGAAGCACAAAAAAAAAAUUCGCGCAAGGGAAAAUUAAAUGAAAAAAAAUUCUUGCACGCCAAUUAACCCUAAAAAAUAUUCAUGCUAUGGCCUAAAAAAAAUUCAUACAAGGAAUUUGAUAACGAAAAAAAUUCCUGCCGCUCGAAAAUUCCCUCCCCCAUAACGUUUCUAAUGGUCGGUCCCUUAUUGACUUUGUCUCCUACAUGAAGAUUUCAUUACCAAAACAAGCAAUAUAACAACAAAUUAAAUAGAGUAGAAUAAACGUUAAGUAAGAAAGAAAGGAACAACACCUAUAUAAUUAUUGAACUGAUUAACGGCAUUUAUUGUCCUGUAAGCCAGAGGGUACCGUGUGGAAUAAAGAGCUACCCGAAAUGACCAGAGCCCCUGUUGAUUCCGACGACAUAAUUAGUUCAUUUGUUCCUUUUCAGUAAAAACAACAUCAAAAAUCAAACAAAUGAAAAAAAAAUGAACUUUCAGUCAGCUAUGCUAUGCUGUCAGGCGAAAGGAACGUUUCAGUAGUGUGUAAUGUUUAAUACAACCAACCGAGUAGUGCGUAAAACCGACGGAGUAUAUGUUUGCAAUCGACAGUGUAGUGACAACUGACAGAGUAAUGUACACAACCGACAAAGUAGUGGGUACAACCGACGGAGCACGGGGACGGCAGAGUAAACAUUUACAACCAACAGAGUAGAGGGUACAAAUGACAGAGUAAAUAUUUACAAUCGACAGAGUAGCGCAUACAACUGACAGAGUAGUGCGUAAAACUGACAGAGUAUUGUACACAACCGACAGAGUAGUGCAUACAACUGACAGAAUAGUGCGUACAACGGGCGUCUGGAAAAGCAGGAAUCCGCAAUAGGAACGGGAAUGGGAACAGGAAGCUGAACCGAAACCGGAACCGGAAACGGCAACGGAACAGGGACAGUAAUGUGAAGGGGAACCGUUACAAGAACAGGGACAUCAUUGCCUUAUAUUAUUUUAAUUCUGAUUCAAUUGAUACAAAGAAAAAGAAAACUAGUCUGUUAUCAUGCUCCCCCAUGACUCUCUUUAUAUUACGGCAACGAGAAGGUAAAAAAAGCAGCAAGUAAAAUAAGUAAAGCAACAGCUUUGCGAGUGCAUCGUGCUUUCUGUCAAUUUCUUCACCGUCUAUGCACAACUACGACGUAAAUGAUCAAAUCUUAAGUUUUCUUGACAACGUGAACGGCAGGCGAUAAAUUUUAUUUUGUCUUUCUGAGCUCGGACGCGGUCUCCAGCUUCAUUUCCCAACGUUUAAAAGACUGGACAAUUUGGAAUUAAUGAGAAACAGUUUGAAUUAAGACCCGAAUUCAUUUCUCAGUGGUGGAAGUAGAUGUUUUCUAUCUUUCGGAGCCCUGACUCAACAAAUUCGCAUAGUGGAAGGUAAGAGGAAGAAUUCAGAUUCGUUCUGUGAGACAGAAGCGUUCCAUCAAGCGAAACAUUGAACUUCCGUUGCUAUUCAUGAAGCCCCCGACGGUCAGCGUUCUCGUUGGUUAAGUUCGCUAUUAUGUUUGACACGAAAAUUCAAUGUGUCACUGGCUGAAGAUAAAGAAAGGUUAAUUAGAUUAACAUUUCCAGGGUGUUUUCUUGUUUCUUUUAUUAUUUCUCUGGCUUUUUAUUUAAAUCACGAUUAUACCUUUUUCUUUUCAUGUUUCUAUACACUGUUUAUAUUCCCCUUCCUAUUCCGAUUCCCAUUAUAUUUUUCCCUUAUUUUUGGUAUAUAGUCUAAAUAGGAAUUAAAUCCAGAUUAACUUAAAUUAAGGUAAAUGUUGUCCCUGUUUUUAUAUAGGUUUCUCUUCCCAUUCCGGUUCCUGUGGCGGUUCCCCUUCCUGUUCCUGUUCGUAUUCCCGUUCAUAUUUCCGGAUUCCGGUUUCCGGUACAACCGACAGAGUAGUGCGUACAAGCGACAGAGUAGUGCGUACAACCGACAGAGUAAAUGUUUACAACCGACAGAGUUAAGUGCAUACAACCGACAGAGUAGUGCGUACAACCGACAGAGUAGUGCAUACAACCGACAGAGUAGUGCAUACAACCGACAGAGUAGAGCGUACAACCGACAGAGUAAAUGUUUACAACCGACAGAGUAGUGCAUACAACCGACAGAGUAGUGCGUACAACCGACAGAGUAGUGCGUACAACCGACAGAGUAGUGCAUACAACCGACAGAGUAGUGCGUACAACCGACAGAGUAAAUGUUUACAACCGACAGAGUAGUGCAUACAACCGACAGAGAAGUGCGUACAACCGACAGAGUAAAUGUUUACAACCGACAGAGUAGUGCAUACAACCGACAGAGUAGUGCGUACAACCGACAGAGUAAAUGUUUACAACCGACAGAGUAGUGCGUACAACCGACAGAGUAAAUGUUUACAACCGAUAGAGUAGUGCAUACAACCGACAGAGUAGUGCAUACAACCGACAGAGUAGUGCGUACAACCGACAGAGUAAAUGUUUACAAUGCUCUAUUUUUCCGUAAGAUCAUCGAGAUCGAGCGCUUUCUGUUACGGGCUGCCAACUUGCAGACUGUAAUAACAUCACCACAGCUCGUGUUCACGGAGCGCGUUGUACCAGCAACGCAGGCAUUUGAUUGGUCAUUAGACAAUAGAUGUUAAUUUGCGUUGACAACGGGGCUAGUUUAAGUUGCCUAAAUUGACGAGUCGUUGACAAGUCGACUUUUCAAUAAAACGUACGCUUUCAUACCAUAAGGCACAUCUUGCGCUAACACACGAAGGAUUUUUGGCAUUUUGAUUAGGAAAAUGUUUUCUUGUGCAUGUUUGCGGAUUUUAUUUCGAGGAAUGGCCCAGAAACAUUAUAAAAUCAUGGUUUGGAAAAGAGAUAUUUGUAAACACGCGUAAUCGAUGCUAAAUGUGUCUGGCAUGUUUUUCAUCGCCAGCGGAGUUUCUUAAUUACUGAAUGGUAAAAGGCGUGAAAUUCCUGUCACGCCUCCUGAACGCGAGCUGCAGUGAUGUUAUUACAGUCCCUCUAUUUUUCUCGCUUCCUCCUAUCCGCCCCCGCCCCCUAAGUAGUACAACCGACCACGUAAAGCGUAAAUGUUUAUAACCGAGAGAGUUACAACCAACAGAGUAGUGCGUACAACCGAUAAAGUAAUGUACAUAACCCACAGAGUUAUGAACACAACUAUCAGAGUACAACCGUCAGACUAAAUGUUUACAACCGACAGAGUAAAUAUUUGUAACCGACAGAGUAGUGCGUCCAACCGACAGAAUGAAGGUUUAUAACCGACAAUUUGUAGCCCGUACAGCUACCACCGACAGAGUGAUGCGUACAACUGACAGAGAAUAUGUUCAUACCACAGUAUCUCUAAAUAAAAAACAUAACGAAAGAGACGAUGAAAUGGUACAACUGAAAAAAAUAAUUUUGAAACAAACGGCGCGCCAUACUUGACCUGUGGAAUGUGACCUGUACUUUUGUCUGAAAUAUCAUACGUCUCCACCCCUACUUUUCAUGUGCCGAACCUAACACCUAUUCAGGUUCGACUGUUGAUUCAGACGGUCGAACUUUAGAUGUGCCGAACCUAAUUUGUGGCGAAAAGAAAUAUCAUCCUUACUACGUAAAAUAGGGAAAUAAACUGAAAAACGUAAAAUUUACCAAACCUGGAAAUUCUUGUUUUGAUUUUAGUGUGAUUUGUGCUCUGUUAUGGCAUAUUUUACAACUUUUUUUCUAUUUCUUUUUCUAUUUCUUUAUUUCAUUUUUUUAAUGCUUUUUUUAACCCCCGGCAUAGUAAAUCGAACCCAAUCGAACUAAAUUUUAAUCGAACUCAAUCGAACUCGAUCGGUGGAUUGAAUUCGAUUGAGUUCGGCAAUCGAACGAAAUCGAACUCACCGAAAAGAAAAAAAAUCAAUCGAACCCAAUCGAACGUUUGAUUUUCGAACUCGUGAUUUAUGUAAAACAGACGUUGAAAAUCCAUUACCAGAUCUUAGAAGCUCGAGUUACUUCAGCCUUGAGUGUAGCGCACGUGUUUUUCGUAAACGAAGAAAUUCCGCAGAAAUGGCUUCAGAUGCGUUGUGGAUCGUAAGCUUCAAAUGUAUAGUCAAAGGCUACCAGGAAUGCCGCUUUGACGUCAAGGAUGGCGAAGUUUUCAGGGUUUGUUCUGUUCUCUUCUCUUAACUACCGUGGACAGUUUAUAAAUGGGGUUUGUGAUAUUGAAUAAAUAGUAAAAAAAGCGCAAGAAAAACUUGCUUUGACGGGCUUGCUUUGGGCUUGCUUUGUAUAGCUUCACCAGAGCCAAUCGAACGAAAUCCAUUUAAUUGUGUUCGAUUGAGUUCGGUUUCCGAACUCAAUCGAACACAAUCAGACGGAUUGAGUUCGAUUGAGUUCGAUUUGUUCGGAAAUCGAACUCAAUGAAAGUGUGGGUUUCGAUUUCGUUCGAUUGCCGAACUCAAUCGAACUCAAUCCACGGAUUGAGUUCGAUUGAGUUCGAUUGAGUUCGAUUUACUAUGCCGGGUUUAACCCACAACAUUUAAACCCACACCAACGAUCCACAUUUACGACCCACGACCUCUACCCAUUACCCACGACCCACGACAUUUAGCUACACUCAAAUGACUCAAAUUACUUGUCCGAGUUCGGAGAAAACUUCAGGGGCAGCAGAGCCGCCAUUAUCAACUUUUUUACAGCCAGUGCAUUUGUCAUCCCUUUUGGGCCUUCAGACCGACCGAAUUGACAGAUUUCCCUAACCUCUCAUAUACUUCAACUAGUGAAAUCCCAACCCUUUCAAAUACCAAAAGCGUGAAAAAGGUACCACUUUCAGGAGGAGAGCCUCCCCGUCAUUAUAGGAAGUAACCCCCGGUGUAUGGAUCAAUCGUUUUUCCAGAUGUUUGUUCGGCUAUCACGAAAAUCCAAACAAUCUGGAUUGUCUCAAUCCAAAAAAGGGUUCGCCAAAAAGGAAAACUAUCCUCGGUUUUGCUUUCUUGGGCAUUCGCUGGGGUAUUUUGAAAGCCAAAACCCAAAAAAACCCUAAGAAAAUCGCUCUGAGUUUGACACUUUAUUAAAAAAUAAUAACAAAAAUUCAAGCCGUCUGUCUGGACUCAAGGGAAGCGUGUCAAACAGUCUGAAAGUGGGAAAGCGUUCUUUUAUGUUACAGCUAAAAGCUCCCGAACGGCUUUCUUUUCGCAACUGCACAAGUCUGAUAAGUUGCGUCUUAAAGUGCGAGAUCUUCUUUGGAUCUAUUUCUUCAUUCCGCGGUUCAAAUAUAUAAAAUCAAUAAUUCAUCAUUUGAACGUAUACUGUCCACUUUUGGGGUUGUUACAAGAUUGCAGAAAUACAACACAAUUCAGUCAUUCUGAACAUUUAUUACCACCUCGACCCGAGAUCACAAAAACACGCGCAAGUGUUCCUCUAAUUUUACAAAAUUUCUAAGAAACUUCUUGUAAGAACAGCUUGUUAAACGAUUACAAAAAUACCAUAAGUAGGAGGCACUUGAUCGUCUGGGUGAGCGUAGUCCUGAAUAGGUAGGAGUCUUCAUAGCCAAUAACUUAUCAUGACUUAUGAAAUGACUCCUGGCUUCAAACCUUUUACAGUUUUACAAAAAUACCUUUAGUGCUUUCAUUCUGAAACUUAAUUUUUUGUCUUCCAGCAUUCAACUACAGUAUCGGGCGUUAUGCGCAAACGUUCCUCUAAUUACGCAAAAUUUCUACGAAUCUUUCUGAAAAGUAUACUCUAUUCGUGUUAACUGAAUAACACGUCUCAUUUAUUUAAAAUAAGAAGACCAGGCAAUUUCUUGGAUAACCCCAGUCUUUUAAGGGGGAUGUUUCUAAAACGAAGUCCUCCCAGUGCAGGCUAUAUAUUAUAGGAAGUACCCCCUGGGGUGGUGCCUUUGAAUGCAAGGACGACAUGCAUUCGUGGACCGGCAACCAUAGCCUCGUUGGCCAACACUUAGGUGCUCGUAGCAUCUGUUUGCUACUCUUUUAAAGAGUGGUUUGGCGUUUGUUAAGGUCAUGACUUUUUUGGACUGACGGUUUUAUUAUUUUCCAUUGUAAGAGAGCACUUGACGCAACUGUACUCAUUGCAUUGGCAGAUCCAGACCUUCAGAUGGGGGGGGGGGGCGGUCUCCAAAAAAAUUUUUUCGGCCAUUCGGGCCUCACUUUGGUCGAAAAAUAAGGGGGGGACCUGGGCCCCUCCCCUGGAUCCUCCACUGCAUUGCUUUAGGGUAACCUCAGCCCUGGGGCGAAGUUGGCUUCAUACCAUGCUAACAGAGGUUUCUCCCUGGGGACUCUGGCAUGGUUUUUAACAUUUACUUGUCAGUGGCGUAGCUGGUUUGCGUAAACAAACCAACUACGCGACUGGCAAGCCACGUAAAAGACUUCGCAAAUGCUAGAAGCCAUCCCAGAGAGAAACCUUUGUUGGCAGGGUAUUGGUUUCGGUGCUUUGGCUUUGAUUAGAAAGGACGUUAGAGAAGUGGGUGUCCCGAUGGGUGUCUUUAACUGAAGCGAAGACUGAAGACUUGAAUCCCAGUUUAGUUUGAACAACUGUUGAAACACCAGGAAACGACGGAAAGAUAGUAAAACGUUUUCUGUUCGUCCCUUAAACAAAAGACAUCGUUGAGUUCUUCGUUUUCUAAAAACGAUCCUUGUUCCAGUGAGCAGAAAGCCCGGCGGGGAAGGUGGGGCUGGGUACUGGAUUACAAGAGACGGGAGGAUGAUCGCAACAUUUUGAGGGGUAGAAAACUUAAACAAUUAUCUUAAUAUUUUUUGCGUGGGACAUUAAGUAGGGAUUUUUGCGGAAUAUUCGAAAAAGUUCCAGGGAUUUUUUGGGGGUGGGUGGGGGGGGGGCGUUUGACAUCCUGGUUUUGAGAUUUGCCCUUAUUCCAUUAUCCACAACCGUCACCCCUCCCACUUUCGAUCUAAGUGACCUAAGCACGAGGUUGGAUCAUCCCGUCACUUGGAAUCCAGAGUACCUCUCCUUGGGUUGGGCCCAAUUGUAGACCGUAAGGACCGUUUAAAAUAAAAAAAAACAUACCCUUUAGGACCGUACAUCCCGUAUAUAGCUUGAUAUAUAAGAAACAGUAAUCUCUCCCCCGUACAACUGAGUUGCCUUUAACGCGGGGUUAUAUGUAGCAAAAGACUUUGUCGACAUAAUCUCGCAAGAAAAUAGGUGUGCUGAAACCGUCGGAGUAUCCUGAUUAUAAUCUUGUUUUGUCUGUUUAAUUGUUUAUAAUACAAUAACUGUACUUAAUGGCAGGUUGAUGCUGCAUUCAGCGCUGGGGACAGGUUUUUCACUUUGGAAAGUGAAGUCAAAAGAAAAUACAAAAAGGGGGAAAGGGCCAGUCAAAAUGGAUGGGACGCAUUGGAAAGAGAGAGGUAGUUAAUUCUUAAGAGUCAGGUGCAGCACGUAAACUCUCUUUAUUGAACUCCCUAUAAGACGGACAUCUCUAUAAGACGGAAACUUGGUGCCGGUCCCAAAGGUUUCCGUCUUAGAGAGAGUUAACUGUAUUUCUGGCAUCCUGCUAGUGGAGUUUUAAUCCCCAACAUGGUUCUUAGCAACGUCGUUUUACCGCUGAUAUUCGCGUAGUCGUCUUAUUUACGUCAGCCAACCACGCGCAAACGACUUCGUUAUGCUAAAAAAGUUUUCUUUUUUUGUUUUUAGGUUCUAUACUUAUAUUCCUUUAACGUAUUGUGUUUUGGAUUGCAGUGUUAAUCGACGAGAAAAGACACCAGGCGAUCUAAAGGAAUGCUUCGAUAUAAAAGAUUUCUUAGAGGAUGACUUCGUAAGUCAAUGGAUAUAGCUGCAAAGUAACUAUUUUCGCGCAGAAAUUACAAAAUGCUUUUCAAGUUUUAUCUAAAAGCCACACCAAUGAGAGCUGAAAACGUUAACCUAUUUAAUCCGAUGAAAUGCCGAUAUGAAUAUAAGCUAGUAUAUAACAGAUAAAUUGACUUGUUCUACCAUUAUGAACAGUGACUCCACUAAGAUAUUCGUACUUGCAAGAACAAGACUACCAACUCACAUUUUUAGAAUCACGGCCAUUAUUUGAUUUCUGCAAACGAGUUCAGCUAUAGUGCCAGGCGGAUCUUUUCCUCCAAAUGUACGGUAAGUUUUUAGCCCGUAGACACGUAGUAGUGAUAAUAAAAAUAAGAAUUGGCCUAAAAACGUAACCUAUUUGAAAUACACUCUAUGCAAAAUGUUCUCAUUAAAAAGCAUGUGAACUUUUAUUUAAACCGUGGUUUUUGCCGGGAACGCUUAGACACUAUUAACGCUUUCAUAAACAGUGUAGAGGAUGAUCAAAGUUUCCGGAAGUUUCCGGAAGUUAUUUUUUGCGUAUUGUAAUGUUUUCAAGGCAGGAGAUGUCGACUGAAGUUGCGUAUCCAGCGUUGGAUUCGUGCAGUGAGGUUUUUGGCUGUUGGCACCAGUACUGUGGGCGAAACGUAAUAACAAAACAAGACACAUUUUUAGUCUUUAACUCUGAAGUUCAUUUCAGGAAUUUCAAAUAAACACAAUUAUUUGAAUCUUUGAUGCCCACAUGAUGCUCAUAAAAUAGUUUUCCUUGCCCGAAAAUUUAACAGGACUUUCGAGAAACGAUCUCUGUCUGGAAACAAGUUAUAGCACUAAUACACUAAGUUGGUCUGAAACGGCUAAAAACUGAGAGUGAAAGUUAAGGGCCAAUUUUGUAGCGUUCCCACAGUAUUCAAAGAUCGAAAUCUUGGGUCCAAAACUCGCACUAGCUGAUCGCGUAGUAAAUUUUUGCCCCACAUACAUGAUACCCCAGCCUAUUCCCUUGCCGUUCUCACUUAAGUCAAUCCUGAACUCUACCGUGAGCUGUGACGUCACUGAGAGAGACUGGUUGACCCUUUCCCAGAGAGCACGCCUAGGGACCUAGGUUGAUGAUACCCAUGUACAGUUUGUGAACCACUGGCCGUUUUAAAGUCGAUAGGUCUAAAAACGGGACGCCUAAAAGUUGUCGAGAUGAUUGGGAAAAAGAGCAAAGUUUUCUGAAAAAAGACCAAACACUAACUCUUCCCAGUUCGCUCUGGACGAGUUGGGCACAAAUGCUUCAAAGUUUACGGCCUUCCGUUUUCAUACUAGAUACUUUUAACGUCUGAGACGAGAACGUCGUUAGUUAAAUGCGUCUGAAUGAUGUACUUCAAGAAGAAAUUAGAUGCAUCUGUCUUAUUUACUGUUCAUAGCUAGACACUUUAACGUCUUUACAAUAAAAACGGCCACUAAGUUGAUAUGACAUCAAUAGCGUGCGCCGUGAACCUUGCAGUCAAGGAACAGUGUUAAUAAUUGCUUGUUAUUAUCGGUGAUUUGCAGCUUUGGCCAGUGGAAGUUCCCAACUUUAAAGAACAUGUGUUGGAUUUAUGGAAAGAUACUCAUGAGCUCAGCUUAAGGGUGCUAUCAACUGUCACAAUUGGGAUGGGUCUGGUAAGUUCCAUAUUGGUGGGGUUAACAACCUAUGUAAUUGGUCCGUUGACUAUAAAUUGACGAAUAAAGAGAACAUAAAAGCGAAUCUCCUAAACAUUUUUCUUAUUUCAUUAAUAAAAUAGCCGUUCCAUCAUUUCUGGUUUUUUAUGUUCUCAUGGUAUCAAGAUGCAGCUAAAGAAACGAAUUUGAAUGGCAUAAAAGUUCGUAGGCAGGUUAGAAUUAACCCUUCUGAAAUGAAGUGCUACAGAAAAAAUUUUAAAAUAUCAUAGAUGGAGCACAGAACAAAUAAGUCAGUUAGGGAGGAAGUCAAAGUGGAAAAUCAAUGGUUAGAGAUUUUUAUAAAUAAACAAAAGCUGAGGUAUUAAUCUUGGCACAGGAAGCGGUAUUGGUAAAGAGAACGGUAUUCUGGAUGAAGAUGACACGCGAUUGUGUUGAAAAGGAUCGAGCGGGAAAGCGGAAUUAAUACCCCAUUCCUGAUCCUGUCAGUCUGACAGCAACUGGAAGAAUUAUGACUCACAAAUGAUUUUGAAUUAACUUAACUACUUUGUUUCAUCCUAGGAUCCUACAACUUUUGACUUUGCUUUCAAACAUACUGGGAAGCUUGAAGGAAAUUCUGCGCUUCGCUACACUUACUACCCAAAAGCUGACCCGACAAAGGUGAAACCUGGUCAGUUACGUUGCGGGGAACACACUGACCUCGGGAUCAUAACGAUGCUAUAUCAAGAUGAAUUAGGAGGUUUGGAGGUGAGGAAUUAACAGUAACUAAUAUCAAACCAGUGACAGCCGCUCCGACUGAGUGACGCCACCUACUGGUUUCCUCUCGAAAUGACGUCUGAGAAACGCGUGCAGAAAUUCCAUACUGAUGACGCGUCGUGGUUGUGCCGCGUGGGAAAUUUGCUUCAACCAAUCAGAAGAUGCGUCAUCAGUAUGGAAGCUCGUUUCUCAGACGUCAUUGGCGGGAAACCAGUUUUGGCGUCGCGAAAUGUCGGCUGUUUAGGCGAGGAGAGCCUUCUGAAUUUUGAAAACUUUCUGCUCAUCCUAGCUCUCCGCGUUUAUGAGCUCGACGAUGACACAAAGGAAACCCCUGCGAGCUUGUGAAGGAGAGAUGUCUGGAAUUGUUCAGUAUUUUGUCAUGUAAAACAGUCGGCGUAAGUGACCUCUGAGCGAAACAAGUACAGUAUUUCACUUUAGAGCCUUAAUCUUCGACUCAUUUUUGGAAUUUCCAAUAUUAGAGGAUUAGAGAAAUGAAGCCGAAAUGUAAGCAUUGAAAAUCUGAAUAACAAAAAGCCGAACUAAAAUGUACUUCUUUACUGAAAUAUCUCUCUUUCUUUUCCAACAGUUUCUAUCCGCUGAGGGGAAAUAUGUUCCUGCAGUUCCGAUCAAAGGAUCUAUUUGCAUCAAUAUUGGAAACAUGAUGCAGAAGUUGACAUCAGACAGGCUUAUCGCAGGGGUAAUGGUUUUAUGUUUAUUCUUUCAACAUUUUUUGUUAAACUGUACAGUGACGCAAAAGUAGCUUUUUUGGAAUCAGAUUACCUAUAACAGAUAAAAGUUGUCUCGGACCCUUCUGGGGCAGACUGGGUGUGAUUAUUGCGGGCGACAAGAGGGGUCCACAAUCCUAAUCUCCAGGUUGCUAUUGCGCAUGUUCGGCACUUUGUCUGGACUUCCACUAAAAAUGAAUGGAUUACACAGAACGCAAUCUGAUAACGUGCGUUUUGACCAUAUCAUAUCACGUAGAACUUUUGCAAAGCACAGCGUUGAAGCAAAAGCGUUUUAACAGUCGAUCGCCUGCACACCGUAACCGUUCGGUUAUUACUUAUUUGGCUAACCAUAACCUUAGAGCAAAGUACUUCGUGUCAAGCUAACGUAAUAAUAGUCUCCCUACAUAUAACUCAUAUUACUUUAAUUUGGUACUUUAUCUGCUUGAGCGGCUUUGCCUUCUUGUGGUCCUUUCCUUACUCGAGCUACUUAGUAGUUACCCCUUUUAGAGGCCGACAGACGCUAUAACUGUAAAUUUAACCAACUGCUGGACGUUUAUCUGAGCGUUUAAUAAAUAUCUAACGGAAACCCCUCAAAAGCUACAACAAUGAUAAUAAUGUACAACAUAUCUCUGGCAAAAAUACUUUUAUGAUCGUUAUUCUUAUAUGUAAAUACCAGUCAUCCCGGUAUAUUACAUUAUAUGGACCCCUUCGAUAAUCAAACACAUUGCCUCUAAUUUUGCCUCUAAAGGUCUUUAUGGGUCCCACCUUUAGGGGUAUAGAAUGGUAAAUUCAAAAUUUUUUGGUUUCAAAAUUCGAGCCUCCGAGACGCAAAAUCACCCGAGAUCUCCCGAAAUCGUGCCAAAAUUUUCCGAGACCCACGUUUUUUGAGGAACUAUUCUAUGCCCCGACCUUUAUAUGAUAAACGUUUCGUCCCAUGUAAUUGUAAGGUAAUCCAGAUUCCGGAAACGUUUUGCUUGUGGAAUCCAGAAUCCUGGGCUUUGGAAUCCGGAAAUAGCUCUAGGAAUCCGGAAUCCCGUUAUAACGAUUGGAAACCGGAAUCCAAGUUCCAUUGACAAGGAAUCCGAAAUCUAUCACCUGGAAUCUGGAAUCCAUCACCUGGAAUCCAGAAUCCAUCACCUGGAAUCUGGAAUCCAUCACCUAGAAUCCGGAAUCCAUCACCUGUAAUCCGGAAUCCAUCACCUGGAACCUGGAAUCCAACACCUGGAAUCUGGAAUCCAUCACCUGGAAUCCGAAAUCCAUCACCUGGAAUCCGGAAUCCAUCACCUGGAAUCCAGAAUCCAAGACUGUCUUGGAUUCCCUUACAUGGCGCAAAACUUUAUUCCAUUCACUAAUUGAUUGUUAAUUGCAUUUCAGCGCCAUCGAGUAGUGGUGUCAGAAAAGGAGGUGAAUUACUUGAACCAGCCUCGACGCUCGCUUGUCUACUUUAUGCGACCAGAUCUUGAUGCACAGAUUAUGUGCCUAGAUGGGUCCAACAAAUACGUACCAAUAAUCAGCGGAAACUAUGUAAAGCAAAAGUUAAAUGCCACUUAUCAGUAUUGAAAUCCACAAAAUUUAAGUAAUAGACGUAAAAGCAGCUAUCCAUGAGGGUUCUCAAUAGAUUUUUCGAUAUCCUGGAUUUCCCUUAUUUGAAGCUCGGGAUUCGGGAUUUUAAAGCAAACUCUGGACGAGAUUAGGGAUAGACAGUAUGCACGGGAGAUGGCAUACCAAAAAUAACUCUUGGGAUUACAGAAUUACGGGACUACAAGAAAUUUUUGGGUCGGGAUUACGGGAUUGAAGGCCUGUUCCGAUUGUGCUCGUAAAAUGCUGGAAAGUUGCUCACUGGGAUGUCAAAACGUUGCUACCAAAAUUUCAAAAGUUGCUACGUG